AUGGCCUCUGCUCAACCGUUUGUGCUGCGCUGGGGAGUUAUCUCUACCGGCAGAAUCGCCAUGGAGUUCGUCAAGGACUGUGUUCUGGACCCCAAAACACGAGGAACCACUGAUGUCGUCCACAAAGUCGUAGCUGUCGGUUCGCGUCACGCCAAUGUGCAAAAGGCAAAGGAAUUUAUUACCGCCUACGGCAACGGUGAGCACAUCAAGGCGUAUGGCACGUACGAGGAGGUUUUUGCAGAUAAGGACGUCGACGCUAUCUAUAUCGGCACUCCGCACACACAGCACUACGAGAACGCGCUCGCAGGCCUGCUCGCGGGAAAACAUGUAUUAUGCGAGAAGGCGGCGACAUCCAACGCGGCGGAGCUCCGGCGCCUUUUGUCCGUCGCCAAGGAAAAGAACCUGUUCUUCAUGGAGGCAAUGUGGACGCGCUUUCAGCCAUUAACACUGGAGGUGAAGCGCAUCGCGGAGGAGGGAACCCUCGGUGACCCUGUCGUUCUGCAUGCCGACCUCUCACACGAUUUCGAUCUGGAGAAUAUUCCCAAGAGCCACCGGAUGCUUGACCCACGUCUCGGCGGAGGGGCACUCCUAGACUUGGGCCCAUAUCCCAUGAUCUGGACUGUGCUUGCUCUGUACGAGCACCCUUCUAACCAGAAAGCCCCGCCCACGAGCGUGAGCGCAUCCAUGGUCAAGACCCCCAUCACCGGUGUUGACAGCAGCACAAGCUGGACCGUCAACUUCACAUCCACGCUCCGGGCACAAGCGAUCCUUAGCUGCAGCAUGACGGUGCCCACUGCGCAUUUCGGCGCGACGAUCCGCUACCGCAACGGCAACAUCAUCAUCGGCACGCCGAUCUUCAAGCCGACGUCCUUCACUGUGCAGUACUUUGACAGUCCCGGCAGCGGCGUCAUCGUGCGUGAGGAGAAGCGCUCUUUCCACUACGUCGGUGGCGGCUGGCACUAUGAAGCUGAUGAAGUCGCUCGCUGCAUACGUGAUGGCAAGCUGGAGAGUGAUCUGUGGGGGCACGCGAAGAGCCUGCUGUUGAUGGACACGUUUGACGAGGUCCGUCGACAGGGAGGAUACAAGUUGCCAGACGGUGUCGAGAAAGUAUUCUGACGUACGGCAGGAAGCAAAUUGUGUAAGGCACAUUGAAGGUGUGUAAGAGUAGGCAAUGAACAUGCGUAUGA
Molecule: messenger RNA, 1187 nt
Organism: Postia placenta MAD-698-R-SB12
Lineage: Eukaryota; Fungi; Basidiomycota; Agaricomycetes; Polyporales; Adustoporiaceae
Exons: 9
Coding region: 1-1116 (371 amino acids)
Molecular function (GO): nucleotide binding
Source: RefSeq, a predicted model, not a curated record